Messenger RNA from Radiomyces spectabilis, 780 nucleotides. RefSeq names its product PUA-like domain-containing protein. NCBI's taxonomy places the organism in Eukaryota, Fungi, Mucoromycota, Mucoromycetes, Mucorales, Radiomycetaceae. Gene Ontology annotation, biological process: formation of translation preinitiation complex. The transcript is spliced from 5 exons. Bases 26 to 577 code for a protein of 183 amino acids. Gene Ontology annotation, molecular function: RNA binding. The record is from RefSeq and is a predicted model, not a curated record.
UGCAACUUAUCACCUUGCGACAAACAUGUUCAAAAAAUUCAACUUUCCUGAGAAUAUUGCCGGUCAAUCGCAGCUCAAGUCUUCCGUGCAGCGUGCAAUUCGGUCCAAGCUCAUUGAACAGUAUCCCAUGAUGGAACCCAUUAUGGACGAUCUGAUACCGAAGAAGACCCCCAUUGUCCAAAUUAAAGGUCACGAACACAUUUCGUUCUUGUCCGUCAAUGGCACCAUUCUCUUCUUCCAGCAUUUUGACGGUCCUUACUUCCCCACGCUGGUGCUGCUCCAUAAAUAUCCGGAUAUUCUGCCCAAGUUGCAGGUAGACCGAGGUGCUAUCAAGUUUGUGCUUUCGGGUGCCAAUAUCAUGUGUCCCGGUUUAACAUCCAAGGGGGCUCGUAUGGACGUGGAUCUACCCAACGAGUCAGUGGUGGCUAUCAUGGCUGAAGGAAAAGAAAAUGCAUUGGCGGUUGGAUUGCUGAAGAUGAGCACACAAGACAUCCGCAAGAUCAACAAGGGCAUUGGGUGCGAUAAUAUUCACUACCUGAAUGAUACCCUUUGGAAAGAAAUUGUUCACGCGGCUUAGAUGGAUGCACGUCGCGUUGCGAAUAACAAAUAAAACUGGAAAACAAUGUACAACAAGCCAUCUUCUUUGUUUUUUAGAUACGUAUGAAAAAAGACUAUUCAUCGAAACAUUCUCACAUCAACUCGUUUGUACAAUAACUGGCAUAAAAUCAUGUGUCCAUCGUUGGAUCGAUCCAUGUCAGUCAUCAGCGCGUUCCAAUGUUG